AUGAAGAAACUGAGUAGUCCUUUACCACAACCAUUGCCCAAAGAAUGCCAGAAAGCGGCCAAGAUCUUCAAUAGCUUCGUGGAUUCAGGAAACAAUGGUCUCGACGGAUUCAUCCCCAGAGUUGUGCUUGAACAAGCCAAGGGAUUUGCUAUCUUCACAGUUCUCAAGGCCGGCUUCCUCUUCUCGGCGAGGGCCGGGACUGGCAUCGUCAUUGCAAGGCUACCUGACGGUACAUGGUCCAGUCCUUCCGCUAUCGGCACAGCUGGUUUGGGGGUUGGCAGUCAGCUGGGAGCCGAAAUGACAGACUUCCUCAUCGUCCUCAACUCAAGAUCUGCUGUCAAGUCCUUCAUGGCCAGUGGUUCGCUCAGUUUAGGAGGAAAUAUGAGCCUCGCUAUAGGUCCUCUGGGCCGACAUGGAGAGGCAAGCGGCUCGGUGAAUACCAGCGGGAAAAUGGCAGCGAUGUACAGUUAUUCCAAGACUCGAGGUUUAUUCGGCGGUCUUUCGAUUGAAGGCUCAGUCAUUGUUGAGCGACAAGACGCCAACGUUCAAGCAUACGGGUCUCAAGUUACUGCAAAGCUUUUAUUAGGUGGUGCGAUUCCUCCACCAACAUGGGCAGAACCUUUGAUCAAGACUCUCACGAGCUGUACUGGGAUGCCAGGCAACCGUGAAUGGAUAACCGAGUCCAGCCCUACUUCUGCUUAUGCCUUCGCCACCCCGACCAGCGAAAUGCCGCCCAGUCAGCUCCGCAAGAAACGCAAGGACUCGAAGUCCGACUUCCCCCCUACAUCUUGGGGUGAACCCCGCGACGGAGGGUCAUAUUUCAGCCACCAGGUCGAGGCUGCAUCUCUUCGUGGCAAGCCAGAAUACGACAGUCCAUUCGAUCCUUGGGAUGCUGCAGCCAAUACCGGCAGUACAAGCCAGUUCCCGACCCAGUUUAAGUCCGACUUUGUCCCAGAAAAACGACACGUGAGAUCAGCCACGGCGUCGCAACCUCCUACCGUUUUUGACCUCUUUGAUGCUGAGCCAACCACGGCCUCCCCAAGUUCCCCGUUUGCCGAGAAUCAACCGAUGCUGGGGCACACCCGCUCAAUGAGCGCGUCUCCAUAUAAACCGAAAUCGAUAUCAACACCCUUCCUUAAACCUCAGCCUGCGCUUAGCCGUUCGACUCCUCCUCCAGAGGGUGUUGCAAGAGCAGUGGCCCUUUAUGAUUUCCAGGCCGUCCAGCCAGGCGACUUGUCCUUUUCCAAAGGCGACAUUAUCGUUGUCACCAAACGCUCAAAUAGCACCGAUGACUGGUGGACAGGAACACUCAAUGGGGAAAAGGGUAUUUUUCCUGCCAAUUUCGUCGAUGUUUUGUAG
This is a messenger RNA of Mycena indigotica, 1359 nucleotides long. Its product is annotated as Ysc84 domain-containing protein. The record is from RefSeq and is a predicted model, not a curated record. Gene Ontology annotation, biological process: actin cortical patch localization; actin filament bundle assembly. NCBI's taxonomy places the organism in Eukaryota, Fungi, Basidiomycota, Agaricomycetes, Agaricales, Mycenaceae. The coding region runs from base 1 to 1359 and encodes 452 amino acids. Gene Ontology annotation, molecular function: actin filament binding; phosphatidylinositol binding. Gene Ontology annotation, cellular component: actin cortical patch. The transcript is spliced from 7 exons.